CCACGCAACAACCCUCACAUCAUUUACUACCUCUUUCUCAAUCACACCCCUACUGCCGACCCCACCCAACCUACCUACAUCCUCUCCAAUAGCGACGCCCUCUCCUCUCUGACCUACGCCUUUGCCACUACCCCCGAAUACUAUCAUUCCUGGCUGGUCUUCAAGUUCGUCCAGUGGGAAGCGUUGAGAGCGAGUGCCGAAGUGGACAUUCCAGCAAUGGCCGAUCUAUCCCCCCUCGCCUUUCCUCCAACGCCGUCCACCAUGGAUAUUUCCAAGGCCAUUAUCGACCUUUGGAAGUCUCUCGACCCAGCGGCCAUUCUCGAAUGGGAAGAGCUGACACGCGACAUCCGGAGCGCCUACGCCCAGCUGGUUUCUCGAUUCGGUAACGGUGUCGUGUUCGACGGCGACGCUUGGGAAGAUCAAAGGUACUACCACGCACGGAGUCUGUUCUACAAGUGGAUGGGCUAUCAGUCCAUGCAUAGCACAAUACAAAAUGAUCCGACGGCCAUAUACGCACCAACAUCUUUGGCCCCAACGACACCCCGUGGUCGUUCGAGGCAAUAUAGCGAGAUUUCGAUACAAUCACCAAAUCGUAGAACGGCUGUUUGGUUUGUGAAUAGAAUCCACCGUUCAGAAAAUAGAAUCCUUACCAAUGACUCUCCCGAUCGAUUGCGCCCAACGCCCGGCUUUGGCACAACCAGGACGCUCGUAAUAUGCUCGAAAAUUAUAGAAGCACCAGUGCCUUUCCUGGACCCAAACACAACAGAAGAUUUAGA
Acaulospora colombiana is the source of this 776-nucleotide messenger RNA. The record is from the annotation of a GenBank genome assembly. NCBI's taxonomy places the organism in Eukaryota, Fungi, Glomeromycota, Glomeromycetes, Diversisporales, Acaulosporaceae.